Molecule: messenger RNA, 1206 nt
Organism: Caenorhabditis briggsae
Lineage: Eukaryota; Metazoa; Nematoda; Chromadorea; Rhabditida; Rhabditidae
Gene: Cbr-tag-124
Product: Protein CBR-TAG-124
Exons: 7
Coding region: 1-1206 (401 amino acids)
Biological process (GO): mRNA pseudouridine synthesis; tRNA pseudouridine synthesis
Cellular component (GO): cytoplasm; nucleus
Molecular function (GO): pseudouridine synthase activity; RNA binding
Source: RefSeq, a predicted model, not a curated record
AUGGGCACAAAAAGAGCGGGUUAUGAAAUAAAAAAUAACAAAGAAGCUAAAAAGCCAAGAAUAUUCGAUUUCUCCGCACAUCCUCGCCGAAAAAUUGCCAUACAAUUUUUCUACCUGGGUUGGGAGCACGAUGGACUUGUACAGCAGCCGAACACUCAGAAUACUGUGGAACAUCAUCUCAUGGAGGCAUUAAUAAAGACUCAUAUCAUCGAGGAUUCUAUAAAAUGCGAUUUUUCACGAUGCGGACGAACGGAUAAAGGAGUUUCAGCGUUUAAGCAAACCGCAGCGUUCCUAGCAAGAUCCACCUGCCCCGACCAUCCCAACGUUUUCUGGAGUGAUUCAACGGCUGAAGACGUCAAAAAUAGCUAUAAAUCAAAGGACGAAGAGCUUCCCUAUAUAAAAAUGUUGAAUGGAGUGCUUCCGAAAACCAUUCGAGUGUUCGCAUGGGCUCCAGUGGCGCCAACAUUCAAUGCGAGAUUUGAUUGUAACAGGAGAACCUAUAAAUACUCAUUUCCAAAAGCUGGGCUUGAUUUGGAGAAAAUGCGAGAAGCUGCAAAACUGCUAAUUGGUGAGCACGAUUAUUCGAAUUUCUGUCAGAUAGACAUGAAUAAAAUGCGUUUGGAGCAGUCGUACACACGAAAAAUCUACGAUGUCACCGUGGAGCAGGUUUCGACGCAUUCUGAGAAUGAUAUCUACUCAAUGGUAGAACUGACCGUCUCCGGCAGCGGAUUCCUCUGGCACAUGAUUCGCUACAUCGUUACCGUACUCCAAGAAGUGGCACGUGGAAAUGAGCAGCCUUCGCUGGUUUCAGACCUUCUAGACCUGUCAAAAUAUCCCAGUCGUCCUCAUUACACCCUCUCCUCAGAUACCCCGUUGUGUCUAUUCGAUUGUGGUUAUAAGCAAGAAGACGUCCAAUGGCACAUCCACGACGCCACACUGAAAACUACCGUAUCCGGACUGCAAAAAUCGUGGGCCACCUACCAGACGAGGUGUCGAAUGAUGGAAAAUAUGAUAGGAGAGCUGGCUGGAAUGACUGAAUUGAGUUCAGAAGACGUCCGCAAAGGACUACAUGAAUUUGUACAGGAUCGACCGAUUUCGCAGAAUUAUGUGAAAUUUGAGAAGAGAAAUAAGUGCGAGAGUUUGGAUGCGAAAAAGGCGAAGAUUCAGAUGAAGAAAGAGGCGAAAAUCGAGGAAAAUGGAGUUUAA